GCCAAACAAAAUGCAUUUUAAAAAAAGGGAAAUUUAAAAAAUGGCAAAGCAGCCAAAUGUUAGAGACCCUUAAAAAAAUAGUUGGAAAAGUUUGAGUUUCCCACGGACCGCAUUGGCAACGCCUGGACUACAAACCCCAGAAUGCAAAGGAGCAGAGAAAAGGCGGGGGCGCUGGCUCCUCCAGGGACUUUUCGAUGUCUCGGAGAUCCAACGCUUUGCAUUUAGAGAAGAUUUGGUCUUCCAUGCCGAUCCACCGUCUAACGUUCUACCUCUCUCAAGAUACCGGCUGUUUUGCUGAGAAUCACCCAAAGGAAGGAUUUUGUUCUGUAGAAUCUUGCAACCAAUGGAGACCAGGAGCCAAAUCCUGCUUUUUCUACCCUUAUCCAUGUUCUUCUGGAUCCCGGGGAGUUUCACGCUGCUAGAAGCAGACGGAGGCUGGCGGACCAACAGGCACGCCGCGUUGCCAGAAGAUGGGAGUUGCACGGUGGAGAGAAGGGACGCCUCCCUCACUUAUGCACAGUUUAUUCAACAGUAUGCCUUCUCUCGGCCGGUAAUACUUCAGGGAUUAACUGACAAUACCGAAUUCCAGGCUCAGUGCACCAAAGACCAGCUGUUGGCCAGGUUUGGAGAACAUCUGGUUCGCCUCAGUACCGCCAACACCUACUCUUACCGCAAAGUUGAUCUACCCUUCCAAGAUUAUGUGGCUCAUUUGCUGGAACCCCAGGAUCUGGCUUCCCUAGGAAGUGAAACCCUCUACUUCUUCGGAGACAAUAAUUUCACUGAGUGGGGGUCCCUCUUCAAGAAAUACAACCCUCCACCUUUCAGGAUUCCAGGCACCACGGAAGCCUACAGUUUUGGGAUUGCGGGGUCUGGUUCCGGAGUGCCAUUUCAUUGGCACGGGCCUGGCUUUUCGGAGGUCAUCUUUGGGAGGAAGCAUUGGUUCCUGUAUCCUCCAGAGAAAACACCAGCGUUCCACCCCAAUAGGACAACUUUGUCCUGGUUCCUGGAUAUGUACCCUUCUUUGGCUCCCUGGGACAAGCCGGUGGAGUGCACCAUCCAUCCAGGAGAGAUUCUCUAUUUUCCGGACCGCUGGUGGCACGCAACCCUCAACCUGGACACCAGUGUUUUCAUCUCCACAUUCCUGGGUUAGCAGCUCCAAGGGGCCCCCUCCUAUGUGAAGGAAUUCUAGCCACCAUUCCUCAUGCAAAGAAGUUGGAUUCCUUGGCCAUUUCAAACCUCCGUGCUGGUCUAUCGAUUGAAAAUUCUCCCAAUCUCUCCUGUCAGAUGAACAGCACAAUCGUUUAUUUCGGCACAAGGCUUUGGGAGCCAGAGACUAUAACUCCCAUCACCUGGAAAUAUCUCUGUUGGCUUUCACCAGCAAGGGACUUGAUGACAUUCAACAGCCAGAAGACCUCGUGAAGGUGGUGCCAUCAGCGAUGGUUGACCCUAGUUGACACCACCUCUAUGGCCAUGUAGACCAGCCGAGAUGAUGUGGUCCCAACUGACCAUACCUAGACCAUCUUUCUCAGGGACCUCCUCCCCAACCUUUUAAAGCCAGCAUCUCAGGACCAACUCCUCCUUCUCUUCCUCCUCCCCCAAUUUUUUAAAGAAAUGUUGCAGGGCACAAGAUUGAUGCUUUCUAAGGUGUGUUUUGCUCCCCAACAUCCUUCGACCUGUCCUUGCAUUUGCCGCAGGGUGGAAAAAGGUGAAGCGGGGUCUUCCUUCCCUCAAUUACAGCUAGUCCUCGACUUUGAAGGUCCACAACCGAGCCCAAAAUUCACGUGAGCCAUUUGUGAAGUGAAGUUCGGCCCAUUUUUAAGACCUGGGAUGCCCAUGGCUGCGAAGGGGAUCCCUUUAGUUAUGAAGUGAGUCACGCGGUUGUGAAGUGAAUUUGGGUUUUUCCCAUUGGCUUUCCCUGUCAGAAGGUCGCAAAAGGGGAUCACGUGACCCUCCCCCCCCCUCCGGGACUCUGCAACCGUCAUAAAUAUGAAUCAGUUGCCAAACGGCUGGAUUUUGACCACACAACCCCAGGGAUCCUGCAAUGAUCGUAAAUGUGAAAAAUGGCCAUAACCCACUUUUUCCAGUGUCGUUCUAACUUUGGUCA
Messenger RNA from Thamnophis elegans (Western terrestrial garter snake), 2104 nucleotides. RefSeq names its product jumonji domain containing 8 (gene JMJD8). The transcript has 10 exons. NCBI's taxonomy places the organism in Eukaryota, Metazoa, Chordata, Lepidosauria, Squamata, Natricidae. Bases 344 to 1150 code for a protein of 268 amino acids. Gene Ontology annotation, cellular component: cytoplasm. The record is from RefSeq and is a predicted model, not a curated record.